Messenger RNA from Peromyscus eremicus (cactus mouse), 2860 nucleotides. Its product is annotated as zinc finger protein 58-like. Lineage: Eukaryota; Metazoa; Chordata; Mammalia; Rodentia; Cricetidae. Bases 1 to 2364 code for a protein of 787 amino acids. Gene Ontology annotation, molecular function: DNA-binding transcription repressor activity, RNA polymerase II-specific. The record is from RefSeq and is a predicted model, not a curated record. Gene Ontology annotation, biological process: negative regulation of transcription by RNA polymerase II. The transcript is spliced from 3 exons.
AUGCUGUCAUUCUGGGAUGUGGCCAUUGAUUUUACUCCAGAAGAGUGGGAAUGCCUGGAGCCUGCUCAGUGGGAUCUGUACAGGGAUGUGAUACUGGAGAAUUAUAGCCACCUUGAUUUCUUGGGUCUUACUGUCUGCAAGCCACACCUGGUGACAUUUCUGGAGCAAAGACAAGGGCCUUGGGAUGUGAAGAAACAAGCACCAGCCCCUCUGCAUCCAGGAACAACACCCAAUAAUUAUAACAAUUAUAGCAAGACCACUGAUUGUAAUUCACUCCUUAUUCAACACCAGAGAAUCCAUACAGGGAAGAAACCCUACAAAUGUGAAGAAUGUGGUAAGGCUCUUAGUUCUCGCUCAACACUUUUCAUACACCAGAGACUUCAUACUGGAGACAAACCCUAUAAGUGUAAAGAAUGCCAUAAGGCCUUCAGCACUCGCUCAUCACUUUUUAUACACCAGAAAAAUCAUACUGAUGAAAAAACCUAUAAGUGUGAAGAAUGUGGCAAAUUAUUUUACUAUCCAUCAAUGCUGAAGCAACAUCAAAGAAUUCAUUCUGGAGAGAAGCCCUACAAGUGUGAAGAAUGUGGCAAAGCUUUCUAUGAUCCUUCAUUCCUGAAACAACAUCAAAGGAUUCAUUGUGAAAAGAAACCAUACAAAUGUGAAGAAUGUGGGAAAACAUUUUCCUCUGCUUUAAUCCUUAACAAACAUAAAGGAAUUCAUUCUGGACAGAAAAAGUACAAGUGUGAAGAAUGUGGCAAAUCCUUUUGCUAUCCUUCAUUCCUUAAGCAACAUCAAAGAAUUCAUUCUGGAGAGAAUCCCUACAAGUGUGAAAACUGUGGGAAAAGAUUUUACUGUUCUCCACACCUUCAGGAACAUCAAAAAGUUCAUACUGGAGAAAAACCAUAUAACUGUGAAGAAUGUCACAAAGCCUUUCGUAAUCACUCAGCCCUUAGGAAACACAAGACAGUUCAUACUGGAGAGAAACCCUACAAGUGUGAACUGUGUGGAAAAGGAUUUACUAAGCCCUCUGUCCUUACUGAGCACAAGAUAGCUCAUACUGGAGAGAAACCCUACAAGUGUGAGGAGUGUGGCAAAUGUUUUUCCUCUUCUUCAGCCCUUAAAAGGCAUCAAAGAAUUCACUCUGAAGACAAUCCCUACAAGUGUGGGGAAUGUGGCAGAGCCUUUUCUACACUUUCUACCCUUACUCAGCACAAGUUUGUUCAUUCUGGAGAGAAGCCAUACAAGUGUGAAGAAUGCGGGAAAGCUUUUUCUUAUAAUUUUUCUUUGAUCCAGCACAAAUUAAGUCAUACUGGAGUGAAAUCUUAUCAGUGUGAAGAAUGUAAAAAAAUGUUUUACUCUACUUCAAAAUUGAAGAAACAUAAAAGACUUCAUUGUCAAGAGAAACUGUACAAGUGUGAAGUCUGUGGAAAAGCCUUUUCUAGUAAUUCUUCCCUGGUUCAGCACAAAAUAGUUCAUACUAGAGAGAAAUGCCACAAGUGUGAAGAAUGUGGCAAAAUGUUUGCCUGUACCUCAAAACUGAAGAGACAUAAAAGAACUCAUUGUCAAGAGAAACCUUUCAAAUGUGAAGUAUGUGGUAAGGAAUUUCGUACUCGCCCAGAACUUUCUGUUCACAGGAGAACUCACACCAUUGAGAAACCACACAAAUGUGAAGAAUGUGGAAAAACUUUUUGUACUUUCUCAUACCUUACUGUGCACAAAUUACAUCAUACCGGGGAGAAAUCUUGUAAAUGUGAAGAAUGUGGCAAAAUGUUUUACUCUACUUUAGACCUUAAAAAGCACCAAAAAAUUCAUACUGGAGAAAAGCCAUACAAGUGUGAAGAAUGCCACAAAGCCUUUACCACACAUACAACCCUCAAGAGACACAAGACAGUUCAUUCUGGAGAGAAACCCUACAAGUGUGAACUGUGUGGAAAAGGAUUUAUUAAGCCUUCUGUACUUACUGAGCACAAGAUAGCUCAUACUGGAGAGAAACCCUACAAGUGUGAGGUGUGUGGCAAAGUUUUUUCCUAUUCUUCAGAUCUUAAAAGACAUCAAAUAAUUCAUUCUGAAGACAAUCCCUACAAGUGUGGGGAAUGUGGGAAAGCUUUCACUAAGUUGUACACCCUUACUCAGCACAAGAUUGUUCAUACUGGAGAGAAACCAUUCAAGUGUGAAGAGUGUGGCAAAGGAUUUUCCUGUUCUUCCUAUGUUAAGGUACACAAAACAAUUCAUUCUGAAGAGAAUAACCACAAGUGUGAGGAAUGUGGCAAAGUCUUUGUCAAUCAUUAUACCCUUUCUCGACACAAGACAGUUCAUACUGGAGAGAAAUCCUACAGAUGUAAUAAAAAGUUUACAUGUUUGUAGCCCUUCAAAGACAUCAAAUAACUCAUUCUGAAUAGAAGUUCCACAAGCAUGUGGAAUGUGGCAAAGCCUUUGAUGAUGAUUUAUACUUUAUGCAGCACAAAUGAAUGUGUUGAGUAGGGAAGCUAUGCACAUGUGAAGAAUGGUGAGUGCUUUAACUCUCAGUCAACACCCUCUACCAUCAGUAACAUUCAUUCUGCAGCAAAACAGUCCAAACAUGAAUGGAGUGACUGACACUUAGUGUUUUCUUAUAUCUUAAAUAACACAACAAUCUUCAUCCUGAAAAUCAAAGCUAUAAUGUAAAGGAUGUAGUGAAGGUUUCAGUUAUUAUUCAGUCCUGAUUCAACCUCAGUAAUUCUCACCUGAGAGAAACCCUACUCAUGUGCAGAAUAGGACCAGGACUUAGCUGUUCCUCAUGUCUAUGUAAGAUUUGGAGAAUUCAUUGUGAUGAAGCCAACAAAGGCAAUCAACAUAGCAAGUUCUCUACCUUUUCUUCGCA